AUGGCGAACCAGUCGGCAAAUUCGGGAUGGUGGACUUGGUCAUUGAAGAAGAAAACACUAGUAUUGUCCUUGGCUGUGCUCAUCAUUGUAGCGCUUGGUGUGGGUCUGGGAGUCGGGCUUGGGAUCGGGCUCAAGCACCACCAUGGAAAGAGCAGCGGAAACGCGCUGACCAACACUGGGGGCAUUGGCGGAUCUAACACCACAAUCAAAUGGCAACCGGUGGCUGGGACCAAAUGGCAAAUCGAGCUACUAAAUCCCUUGAACGACACUUCGGUUGAUGCACCCGUCUACGACAUCGAUAUGUUCGACAACAGUGUCAUGGUGAUCUCCGAUUUACAGAACAAGGGACGGAAGGUUAUUUGCUAUUUCUCAGCGGGAACCUACGAGAACUGGCGUCCGGACGCCAGUGAUUUCCAUACCUCUGAUUUCGGGAACAAUCUUCCUGACUGGUCUGGCGAAUGGUGGCUUAAUACCAACUCUGAAAACGUACGAGAAGUCAUGAAGGCUCGACUCGACCUAGCAAAGAAAAAAGGCUGUGACGGUGUUGAUCCAGACAAUAUCGAUGCGUACGACAACUCAAACGGACUCGGGCUAACCAGAGCGGACGCCAUUAACUAUGUCAAUUUCCUGGCCAAAGAAGCAGAUGCCCGUGGCUUGGCCAUAGGCCUUAAAAAUGGCGGCGAGAUCAUCGGCUCUGUUAUCGAUAACAUGCAGUGGUGCGUGAACGAGCAAUGUGCCCAAUAUGAUGAAUGCGCUAUGUUCGACUCGUUCAUCCAAGCCAACAAACCAGUCUUUCACAUUGAGUAUCCCAAGCCCGACGGGAUCAAUAACAACAACGCCGUGACACCAAAGCAACGGUCAGCGGCAUGCAAUGCGGCGAAUGAGAAAGGAUUCUCCACAGUGAUCAAGAACAUGAACCUCGAUAACUGGGUUGAAUACUGUUCCUAA
Messenger RNA from Penicillium lagena, 948 nucleotides. RefSeq names its product endo alpha-1,4 polygalactosaminidase. Lineage: Eukaryota; Fungi; Ascomycota; Eurotiomycetes; Eurotiales; Aspergillaceae. The record is from RefSeq and is a predicted model, not a curated record. The coding region runs from base 1 to 948 and encodes 315 amino acids. The transcript has a single exon.